UUGAGCCUCCUGCUUGCCGUACAAAAACAAACAUGGCGUCUUCUGCGGAUGUACACGUCCGAAUUUGUGGACAAGAAAUCAUAAAAUAUGACCUGGAAAUUAAGGCUCUCGUUCAGGACAUCAGGGAUUGCCCCGGGCCUCAGUCAGCUCUCAUGGAGCUCAACUCUCAGGUCAAAGAGAAGUUCAACCAGCUCAGACUCAGAAUACAGGAUCUGGAGCAGAUGGCCAGAGAGCAAGACAGAGAGAUGGACAGACUGGCCAUUCAGGCGGAAACAGAGAGCCAGAAAAAACAAAUGCUGAGUAACCAGACAGCGUGGAGGAAAGCUAACCUGGCGUGUAAACUAGCCAUAGACAACACGGAGAAGGACGAGCUGCUGCUUAGAGGAGAAAACCAGAGCACCAGGCAGAGGAAGGUGACUAAAGAAAGUCUAGUGGAAACCAGCAGCAACAUCACAGAGAGUCUGAUGUCUAUAAGCAGGAUGAUGGCUGAACAGGUGAAGCAGAGCGAGGACACCAUCGGCACACUGGCCACCUCCUCCAGGACGGUGCAGGAAACCAACGAGGAGUUUAAAAGCAUGACGGGAACCAUCCACCUGGGAAGGAAACUGAUCCUCAAGUACAACCGGCGGGAGCUGACAGACAAGCUGCUCAUCUUCCUGGCUCUGGCGCUCUUCCUCGCCACCGUCCUUUACAUCCUUAAGAAACGUCUCUUCCCCUUCAUUUAGCUGGUUGGCUAAAGGACGCACCCAGGCUUCAGGAACAAUGUUUUCCACGUAUUUCACUCAGCAGAUAGUUACCACAAGGACUUGUAGCAGGUAUGGACUACUUGGAAGAGACUGGACUGCUGCACAGAGACACUGUCAAGGGAAACUUUCUUCUUGUUUGACACCCUAAUUUUUAGCUUGAAUAACAUGCGGGUUUAUAAAAUGUGUAUGAAGGGUAAACUGGCAUUAUGAAGUUUCAUGCAACAACAGUGGUAAGUUUAAAGCCUUGAUAUGCUUCAAACAAACCUGUGCUGUUCAACCCCAGCUAAAGCCAAGUCUAUAUGCUUUUUGCUAAUAGCCACACCCGAUGCUGGGGUGGAAAGCCUGCUGUCAAACCCUCCACCUGGUUGCUAUACACUGCCUUUUUUUCAAGUAGGUAUAGCUGCGGCUGGAGCGGCCUCAGGAAUCACCCAUCACACCUACACGUUAGUCCACGAUCAGCCCCCUUCACCCCUUGAUCCAGAAGCAGAAGCUCAGUCGUGUAGGCUGAAAAUGCGACUGCAGUUAUACGUCCCCUUUUUUAGAAAAGCACCUUGAAGCAUACUGAGGUCUUAAUACUUCUUCUGGCAUUCGGAACUAACCAGGGUUUAAAGCCAUAGUAUUUAAUAACGCUCUCUUUGUUUACUUAUUAUCAAAUUGAUGUUUUGUUAAAGGAAUACUUGACCCCCCAAAUGAUCAUUUGUAUAUUAAUUACUUACCCUGUGUUAUGUUAAUUUCAAGAAGAAAACUGUGCCAGACAUGCAUGCAGUGAAUGAAGCUUUGCGGCACUUCCGUUUCUUCUGUGAACCCGGCGUAACACGGGGUGAAUAAUUGAUAUUCAGAUAGUCACUGAGGAGUUUAAGUAUUCCUUUAAGUGUGUAUGUUUCAAAGAUGCUGCUGUUACAGCUGUUAACGAGUUUACCUUGUGCCUUUCUUCCUUCCAACUGGACAUCCAGAAAACUAAUCUCUUAAUCAUCCUGUGAAAGGCGUGCACUCUGUCGAUAGACUGUGUGUGAAUGUUGAUUAAUGUUUGUUAGAAUAAAAUUGAAUAUUUCCAACAUAUUGAGGGAUUUGUUGUUGUGAUGCAUUGUCACAGUUGCGCCAGCAGAUGUCAGGAUACCCAAUAUUUAUCCCCAUCAGAGAUGCU
This is a messenger RNA of Epinephelus moara (kelp grouper), 1890 nucleotides long. It is a transcript of the gene bnip1b, whose product is annotated as BCL2 interacting protein 1b. The record is from RefSeq and is a predicted model, not a curated record. Gene Ontology annotation, biological process: retrograde vesicle-mediated transport, Golgi to endoplasmic reticulum. The transcript has 6 exons. Lineage: Eukaryota; Metazoa; Chordata; Actinopteri; Perciformes; Serranidae. Gene Ontology annotation, cellular component: SNARE complex; endoplasmic reticulum. The coding region runs from base 33 to 725 and encodes 230 amino acids. Gene Ontology annotation, molecular function: SNAP receptor activity.